Rhea pennata is the source of this 1286-nucleotide messenger RNA. It is a transcript of the gene NANP, whose product is annotated as N-acetylneuraminic acid phosphatase. Bases 1 to 786 code for a protein of 261 amino acids. Lineage: Eukaryota; Metazoa; Chordata; Aves; Rheiformes; Rheidae. Gene Ontology annotation, biological process: N-acetylneuraminate biosynthetic process; dephosphorylation. The transcript is spliced from 2 exons. Gene Ontology annotation, molecular function: N-acylneuraminate-9-phosphatase activity. The record is from RefSeq and is a predicted model, not a curated record.
AUGGGGCCGCAGGGUGUUAAGGCCGUCUUCUUCGACCUGGACAACACGCUGGUCGACACGGCGGCGGCGGGUCGGCGCGCCAUCGAGGAGGUGAUCAGUGCCCUGCAGUCGAAGCAUCGCUGCGGCGAGGAAGAAGCCCGUGCCAUUUGCGAUAAGGUCCAGGCCAAGCUUCUCAAGGAGUGCCACGAUCCCGCUAAAAUGUGCAUCACUGACCUGAGAAUUUCGCACUGGGAGGAAGCGAUACAAGAAACGCUGGGAGGGGAGGCCAACCGCAGUCUGGCCGCCGAAUGUUAUUUCCUGUGGAAAACGACCCGUCUGCAGCAUCUCACCCUGGCCGAGGACACGCGAGGCAUGCUCACGGAGCUGCGCAAAGUGGUCCGCUUGCUGCUCCUGACUAACGGAGACAAGCAAACCCAAAGGGAGAAGAUUGAAGCAUGUGCCUGCCAGCCGUACUUUGAUGCUAUUGUUGUGGGAGGAGAGCAGAAAGAGGAGAAACCAGCACCAUCUAUAUUUCAUUACUGUUGCGAUCUUCUGGGGGUGCAGCCUGCUGAGUGUAUUAUGGUUGGCGACUCUCUAGACACAGAUAUUCAAGGAGGCCUAAAUGCAGGCUUGAAAGCAACUGUCUGGUUAAACAAAACAAUUACCACCCCUUUAGAUACCUCCCCAGUACCUCAUUAUGUUAUUUCUUCUGUUCUUGAUCUUCCAGCAGUUUUACAGAAGAUGGAUAACAAAAUUAAAACCAACUUAGAAACUAACCAUAUGGUUAGUAGUAAUGAAGUACACUGACAGUUCCAGCAUACAAUCAGAGAAAUAUGAAGCUGCUAGGAGAGUCGCACUCUUGCUAAAAAAUCUGACCCUAGGAUUUUAAGCUCAUACACAGUAUGCUUUCUCAAACAGCAGGUGGAUGAAUAAGAGCACAAUUGUCAAUGAAGCUGGAUAGAAACAAGGUAUUAGAUUAAUCUGAAUGAUGCAAGUGCAGUUAAAUUAAAAUAACUGCCUGUUUCUAGAAAUUAUUUUGACAGACUGUGUUUAAAGCAUAUCUGUCUCUGACCUGAGUUGCCACUCUCUUGUUUUAUGCUGGAAAAGAAGAGCUGAAUGUUACGAUCUUUCAUGUGCUUUAACUUGUAAGUGUAGCUGAAAACUGUUCAGAGUUUGUUUGCAGUGUGUAAAACGGUAGAAGGUGAGAAGCAUGGUACAAUCAAGUAAAUCUGCAGUUUAUCUCAAGAACUGGAUGAUUUUGCUAUUUGUAGAAAGUAUUAGAAUUUAUUGUAUAUCACAUCAUUAGA